This is a messenger RNA of Hydatigera taeniaeformis, 2739 nucleotides long. Lineage: Eukaryota; Metazoa; Platyhelminthes; Cestoda; Cyclophyllidea; Taeniidae. The record is from the annotation of a GenBank genome assembly.
AUGGGGUCGCUGUUCCGUUCAGAGGAUAUGCAACUCUCUCAACUCAUCUUGCAUACUGAUUCAGCCUAUAUGUGCAUUGCCCAAUUGGGAGAACUGGGUGUUGUUCAGAUUCGCGAUACGACUCCCGAUGUUAAUGCCUUUCAGCGCAAAUUUGUUGAUGAGGUGCGUCGUUGUGAUGAAAUGGAACGGAAGUUGCGUUAUAUUGAGAAUGAGCUGCAAAAGGACGAUUUUCCUAUUUUCGAACCCGAUGAAGUUCCAGAGGCACCGCCCCCAAGAGAAAUGUUGGACCUUGAAUCUAACUUAGAUAAACUUGAAAACGAGCUUAGAGAGGUGAAUUUCAGUCUCGAGCAAAUGAAGAAGUCUUUCAUGGAAUUAACUGAGCUAAAGAUGGUCCUUCGUCGCGCCCAACUGUUUUUCGAAGAGGGUUCGUAUGAGGUCAAUGUGAAUCUCGGUAGUGGAGACGAGAUGCUUGUGGAGGUUUCAGAAUCUCAGGGAUCGAGAGACCUACGUUCUGGCUACAUUGAAAUGGUCCCUCAAUCGGAUGAUUUCGGCGUUGGUUUUCGUCAAGGUCAUGCUACAUCUACAACGUACAGCAGUCACCAUGUUGAAUUCGUUGCCGGCGUAAUUAUCCGGGAGCGAACCGUGCCUUUUGAAAGGAUGCUCUGGCGGGCUUGUCGUGGAAACGUCUUUCUCCGAUACGCUGAUCUCGAAAGCAUCGAGGACCCUGCUACAGGUGAAUUGCUGAACAAGUGCAUGUUCAUCGUUUUCUUUCAAGGGCCACAGCUUCGAUCACGUGUGGAGAACAUUUGUGACGGUUUUCAUGCGACUCUCUACGCCUGUCCUGAUACUCAGGAGAAACGUCAAGCGAUGCUACUAGAUGUCACCAGUCGUCGGGAGGACCUCCAAGUGGUGCUUAAUCGUACCUCGGAGCACCGAGCGCGCGUAUUGGAGACUGCCGCACAGAGCUUGCGCGAGUGGUUUUACAAGGUGUAUAAGAUGAAGUCGGUGUACCAUGCCCUGAACCUCUUCAAUCUCGACGUUACUACCAAAUGCAUGGUAGGCGAGUGCUGGUCUGCCGUCUCAGACCUAGACGCCGUGCAAAUUGCCCUACGACGCGGCAUGGAACUCUCUAACUCCAGCCUUCAGCCCAUUCUCAACCGACUUCAUACUACUGAAAAACCUCCAACCUUUCAUCGCGUAAAUAAGUUCACAGGCGCUUUCCAGAACAUUGUCGAUGCUUAUGGUGUAGCAAAGUACCGGGAGGUGAAUCCGGCUCUUUUCACUGUUAUUACUUUCCCCUUCUUAUUCGCUGUGAUGUUUGGUGAUGCUGGCCACGGUGCCAUCAUGUUUCUAAUGGGACUCUUCUUGGUUUUCUUGGAAAAAGGAUUUGCUACGAAGAAAAUAAAGGGUGAGCUCUGGGACACGUUUUUCGGUGGUCGGUACAUAAUCCUCUUAAUGGGUCUCUUCUCAAUCUAUACGGGUCUGGUCUACAAUGACAUCUUCUCGAAGGCUGCAAAUAUUUUCGGUUCGUCGUGGUUUCCACUCUUCGACAAUCGCACCUUAGAGGGCGGCGAAUCCCUGCAGCUGAACCCCGACACGCACAUUGGCGGAGGUUCUGCACCAGUAGGCAUGUUCGCAGGUUUCCCCUACUCCUUUGGUUUGGAUCCUGUAUGGCAGGUCUCUCACAACGUGAUCAUGUUCACCAACUCACUCAAAAUGAAAUUGUCCAUCAUCCUUGGCGUGUUACAUAUGCUUUUUGGUAUCCUCCUCGGCGCGUUCAAUUACAAGUACGUAUCUUCAUAUUUAUUCUUCAAGAAUUCUCUAUCGAUCUACUGCGAUUUGAUUCCUGAAGUCCUUUUUAUGCUCUCUAUCUUCGGCUAUCUGGUAUUCAUGAUCUUUUACAAAUGGAUCGUUUUUUGCUCAAAGGAUGCUUCGACGGCUCCAAGCCUUCUUAUUUCCCUCAUAAAUAUGAUGAAGUUUGACUACGAAAAAAAGGAUGACACGCAGCUUCUCUACAAUGGACAGGUGUCCUUUGAAAUUUCCUUUUUACAAGUGGAACUAGCUAUCAUUAAUCACGAUCGAUUCUGUCUGCAGCAAAUAGUCCAAAGCAUCUUGGUUGUGGUGGCCCUGCUCUGCAUACCCUGGAUGCUUUUAGCAAAACCCCUCAUCCUCUAUCGGCGUUACAAAGUUCGCAGGACCUUGGACACAAUUCGGGCAGCUAGAUUUGGUGAUUUGAGCAACACGGACGAUCCUGAGGCGGGAGUUGGGACAAACGAUCAAAUGCCCUUUCGCAACAAUGUCUCGCCCUCCGAUUCUGAGGUUCCACAAUCUGGCAUCGGACACGGCGAUUCAGAGGAGUUUGUGUUUGGUGAGGUGAUGGUGUAUCAGACCAUACACACAAUAGAAUUUUGUCUUGGAUGCAUCUCCAAUACGGCAUCCUAUCUCCGUCUGUGGGCCCUCAGUCUGGCACAUGCUCAGUUGUCUGAGGUACUUUGGGAGAUGCUGAUGAUGAACGGCCUUAAAGUGAAUGGCUACUACGGUAGUAUCAUCCUUUUCUUUGUGUUUGCCGCAUGGGCUGGCCUCACAGUCGGUGUUCUUGUCCUUAUGGAAGGUCUCUCGGCCUUUCUUCACGCUCUUCGCCUUCACUGGGUGGAAUUUCAGAACAAAUUCUAUGAGGGUUCCGGUUACCUCUUUGAACCAUUCUCCUUUGCGAACAUUGAAAAGCUUAGCGUGGAGUGA